Molecule: messenger RNA, 6194 nt
Organism: Culicoides brevitarsis
Lineage: Eukaryota; Metazoa; Arthropoda; Insecta; Diptera; Ceratopogonidae
Gene: Doa
Exons: 14
Coding region: 76-5982 (1968 amino acids)
Biological process (GO): regulation of RNA splicing; protein phosphorylation
Cellular component (GO): nucleus
Molecular function (GO): protein serine/threonine kinase activity; ATP binding
Source: RefSeq, a predicted model, not a curated record
UCUAAAAAAAAAAUACAAAAAUAAAAAAGAGAAUUAUUGAAAAAAUCAAUUUUACAAAGAAAAAAGUGUCAAAAAAUGUCGACAAUCACAAAAAAAGUUACCACAACAACAGCAGCGAAACCCGUAUCCGGCGUUUUGGGACAUAAAACGAAUGGCACAACAAAAGCGCCUCUUGUAAAGCCAAAAGUGCCUGUAAAGCCCCCAUCUCCUGUGAAAAAUGGCACAAAAAAGCACGAAGACGACAAUAGUUUGUUGCCUCAAGAUCGCCCGCAGCUCAAAGUCACGGGAUCAGCUAAAAGUCAGUUAACAAACGUUGCGUUACCCGACAUUUCCGUGUUACAAGUCGAAAAAAAGGAUAAAAACUCACCGCCUGUGACGAAAAUCAUCAUUUACAAGUCAAAGGAUCCCAACAAAAAGCCAACUGCCAAGUUGAUUAUCGAAAAGAAUGACUUUGAAAAUUAUCAGAAUUUUCCAUCAGAUACGAGUUUCAAUACCUACAGUGCGAUGAUGCAACAACAGCCUGACCCCUAUUACGCCAAAAAUGACCAAAAAUUGCCAUGGGCGUCGACAGAAAGUGUUAGCAGUAGUUCAACGGGACUGUAUCACGUGCCUCCUUCAGUUUAUUCGAAUCCCGUAUCACAAAAUCCAUAUGCCUACAAUACGGGGAACUCCAUUUCGGAUAAUUUUUAUGCUCGAAAUGCUCAAGAAAUGGCUCAAAAUCGACAAAAAAAUGAUUUUUACUCGCAACAAAUGCCGCAUCAAGCGAAUUUACAGUCACACAAGCCAUUUACGAGUUAUCAUCACACGCCGGGGACACCAUUGAACAUGUCACAGAUGAAUUUGGCAUCGAAUGAGCUGUACAAUGCGGAUAUCAAUUACAUGAAUAACUAUUUGAAAAGUUUGCCGGAUUACAAUUUGUUACCUGUUCAAGCGCAAAAUGCACCAACAACGAGUGAAAGUGACGAAAUUUAUAAUAAUUAUCCAUUUUAUGCGUCCCAAAGACAACCGCAUCCUCUUGCAAAGUCAAAUUCCUUCCAAAGUUUCGGUCAAAAGCCAAAUUUUCAUCAAUUUCAUCCGUCCUAUGAGAAUGUCGGGAUAUGUCGAAGUACCUCAAGUCAUGCAAUUCCGCAUCAAAGUUACCAUCAUCACCCGCCGCAGCAAUAUAUCCAUCCAGCAAUGCCCGAUCAGCAACCUUAUUUAGCUCAAAAUCAGAUAAAUAUCGGAAAUGAGGGACUUUGUACGCGUCCUCCGACGUCAUCGAGCCAAAAUUCGAAGAAUAUCGGAGAUUUUUGGAAGGAAAAUGUCAAUAGCAGUAACAAAUCUCAACCAAAAGUCGGCUGGAAUUACAAUAAAAUCAUGAGUAAAACGAAAGACGAGCUCCAAAACACGAUAAAUCGUUACAAAAACAACAUUGCCAACUUAAAUCAGAGUCUUUCGAGACCUGUAGAUGAUACAAAUCCCUAUAAAUUGAGGAAAAACGUGUCUUAUACGCAUAUCGAUCGACGAUUGCAGGAACAGCCAUACGAAAUGAUGUAUAAAAACUCCUUCGACAACAAUAAUAACUCCAAUAAUGCGAAUAAUUUUUACUCUCAUACUGAUUCUGCGUUCACUCGAGUCGGGGAUUUUAAUCCAAUCACAUCUACAAGCAGUAAUUACUCCCUAAAUUCCUUCUAUAGUCCCGUACAGCCCUCAGAUCUUCAAAAUUUCGCCCAAAAUACGAGUUCAAAUACGCCGCCGCCUCCUCCGGGCUUCAAAUCUCUGAUGAAAAGCAUGUCAAACGCUUCAAUUUCGAGUUAUUUGAACUCCAAUCCGGUGCCGUUUCCCGGUUUACAUCACUUAACCUCACAAAAAUCGAAGAUUUCUCAUAUUCCGGUGCUGCAAAAGACAAAUCCCUUAACGAAAAGUAACUCGAAUUCGACAAUAAUGCAAUUACCUUCGGUAAAUUUGGCGGAAUUGACAUCUUAUAUGCCUCCGUUGGCGAAAAGUUCAUCGAGUUCGUGCAUUUAUGCGAAAACGUUGAGUCAACCGUCGCAUCUGCGGAAGACAAAUGACAUUUUUUCGCCGUAUAAGGGCUUCGAUGUGAGCGAAGUGAACAAAUGUGUGUCGAAAAAUACGGAAAUUAUGCGGAAUGAGAUGAAAAAACCGUCGAUCGGGUUGAAACCUUCGAAUAGUUUCAGCGGCGGCGUUCGACCAAAUGUGAUAUUUCAGAAGCCGGUGCCUUUUGAGAGACCUUUCAAAGCAGCGACGCCGAUAGCGAAGUGUGUUACGGAGAAAAUUCCUCCGAAUGAGAAUUUGCCGCCUGCGAGUUUUGCUCCGAUUGACUUUUCAACGACUUCUAAAGCUGCAGAUCCGUUUGUUAAUCAUGAUUUGGUCAAUUUUGAAGAUAAUAUUGGGCGAAGUAUUGCUGAUAUCUAUGACGUUGGCAACAAUUACAAUCACAUUUACGGUUCAAGUCCCAAUAAAAAACCCUCAAAUUUGAAUCCAGAAGCGAAAAAUUUCACCCCGCUCUCGAAAUCGACAACUGUGAAGUACGUGCCGUUCAAUCAAUUUGAGAAAAUUCGCGCUGCUGAGAUAAAAACGCCUCCCGAAUCAUCAUAUCUGAGUUCGCCGCAUCUCGUUCGCAAAAUUAUGCGAAGUAACACGAUGAAUUUCAACAAUCCAACGUUCGAAAAAUUCAAUUUAACUUCAGAAAUUGCUCCAAAUGUGACGCCAAGUUAUGAUUUGACCUCCGCAACUCGCGAUGCGAACAACAACAAGUCAGAUUCGUAUCUCAAAAGUUAUCAAGAAGACAUUUUGCGGCAAUUUGAUCCGUAUUUCAAUGCAAAUCCGACUGUUCCGACGACGAAUAUGACAAUUUCCGACAAUAAAAUGUCAAUGUCUGUUACGAAUGAGUCGACGUCGAGUACUUCAAAGUCGAAACAGCGACAUGGAAGUAGCACAGAUCUCUUUUUGGAUUGUGAUGAUGAUGAGGAAAGUGAUCCAAUUGAUGACGAAGACCUCGAUGCCGAUGAUGAGGACGAUGAAGGAGCUGUUUGUCUCAAAUCGCAGGAGGAAUCUGUUGAUGAGUAUUUGCAAAGUUGCGGAUAUCCGUUUAAAAAGUCCAAAAAGUAUUCGCAUCAAUUCUCGUCGCAAUCAGCUUCCAUUGAUGGUUCGAAGAAUCUCGUAUCUGAUAGUGAAAUGUGUGCGGAAAUUCCGUUGGAAGAGACAAAAGUUGUUGAGAGAGAAAAUUCAAUGGCGACUUCCGAGACGUCAUCGUUAAGCAACGCAUCAUCGUCGUCGUCGGCGACACCGUCUUCGACAAAUGGAUCGCAACGUCGAUAUGCGCGUAGCAGCACAAUCAGUGUGGCACAAUUGCUGUCCGACAGUUGUAACAGUAUUUUGCAACGAUUUCGACGGAAUCCGAGCGAACAGAAGCUCUCCGCGAGUGACAAAAGUGUCGCCGUAUCUUCUCCUGUCACCGAAAAACGACACAAAUCACGAUAUAAUGAAUUGAGUCCUACGAUCGCGGAAGAAGAACCCACGAGUGAAACAAUGAGCGGUUUACGCACAAAUGGAGCAACUUCUCCAUCCUCGAGUUACAAGAAGCAUCGCACAACGACAGAUUACUCCUCAAUCCUCGACAAAAUCAAAUAUUCGGCGGAUUUGAGUCCCGUUUCGUCGUAUUACAAGCCAAUUUUGAAGUAUACUUUUGGGAAAAAAGACUCCGAUAAGGAAAAUGACAAAGACAAGACGCCCGUCGUGAGUAAAAAUGUGAAACCAAGUAGUUCGGCAUCGACAAUUUCCCGUUUGGAGUCCAAAUAUUCGGAUAUUUUGGAUCGUGUGCAUCGUCGGAAAGAGAAAAAUCGCGAAAAAGAGGAUCGCGACAAGACAAUUGAGCCUUUGGGCAUUAAUGCGCUUGCUAAAAGUGCGACUUCGGCAAUUUUUCAUCAUCAACCGAAGGAGAGAACGCCAUUUCAGUUGUCCAAAAAUGCGGGAAAGUCACGUUAUGAGACUUUUGACAUCGAUUACGGGCUGGGAGCGAGCAGCGGAAGUAGCAAUAGCACAAGUUCAAGUUCGAAACGCACUGAAUUAGGUCUCUUGACGGAUAGUAAUCGCAAAAAAGAGGAAAUUAGCAAGUAUCACGACUAUUUUUCAUCGCCUUACUCCAAACUCAAGAGCAACGACAGCGGAUAUUACGAUGGAAGUCGCCUUGGAAAGGAAAAUAAUUACAAAAGAUACGAUUUGGGAGAUGAUAAAACCUCGUCUCGAAGUCGCCCGUUGAAAGCAUACACGAGAAACGACUCUGGCGGCGUUUCGAAGAAGACAACAGCGAUAAAUCUCUUCGAUAUUGACGUCGGGGAUCGAAAAGCGGAUCGUGCACAUCGCAAUUACGGCCAUCGACGACGCCCAAUUGAACUUUCAACAGCAGGAAAGUCGAAAACUCAACAAUUUUUCGAGUCAGAAGACGCUUUUUCGCCAGUUCCGGAUGAAGAAGCGACCGAUCGUGAGAACAAACGGAAGGAAAUUCAAGGUUUGAUCAUGAAAUACGCCCAAUUGGAUGAUUUUUACUCGAAAACGACGGCAAUUCCGAGAGAAACUCGCGAUCAUCGCCCCUCUCCGGAUGACGGGCACAAAGAUACAAGCAGCAAAUACGACAUUAACAACAAUUACGACCCAUUUGAGACUUCGUAUUACGGAAGCGGGCUCCAAAAGUCACAAACAACGGCAAAUGUAUCGCGUCAAAUGAAGAUUAUGCAAAGUCCGGUAGCAACAAAUGCCAUGCAAGCAGCUGUUGUGCCGAUUACCAUGCCCGGCGAAGCUUAUCAUCGAUCGCAUCGCAAGCCGCAACAAAAGAGACUUCAACAAUUCUCGACUUUUAGACAGCCAUCAAUUCGUGACGACGCCGAUGGACAUUUAAUCUAUCACAAUGGCGACAUCCUGCAAAAUAGAUAUAAAAUAUUGGCUACCUUAGGAGAAGGAACAUUCGGGCGUGUGGUUAAAGUUAAAGAUAUGGAAAGGGAACACGUAAUGGCAUUGAAGAUUAUCAAAAAUGUCGAAAAGUAUCGUGAAGCAGCCAAACUAGAGAUUAAUGCAUUGGAAAAGAUCGCUGCGAAGGAUAGGCAUGGACAACAUUUAUGCGUCAAAAUGCUCGACUGGUUUGACUAUCACGGGCACAUGUGUAUCGCAUUUGAGAUGCUUGGUCUCAGUGUCUUUGAUUUCUUGCGAGAAAACAAUUACGAGCCAUAUUCCCUUGAGCAAGUACGCCAUAUCGGCUAUCAAUUAUGUUACGCCGUCAAAUUUUUGCAUGACCAAAAGUUAACACACACGGAUCUGAAGCCAGAAAAUAUUUUGUUUGUCAGUUCCGAGUACACAUCGGCUUAUAAUCCAAGAAAAAAUAAGGAAGUUCGUCGUGUCAAAUGCACAGAUAUUCGUUUAAUUGACUUUGGAAGUGCAACGUUUGAUCACGAGCAUCACAGCACAAUCGUUUCGACGCGUCAUUAUCGUGCUCCGGAAGUUAUUUUGGAGCUUGGAUGGGCACAACCUUGUGAUGUUUGGUCAAUUGGAUGCAUCUUAUUCGAAUUGUAUUUGGGCAUUACGCUCUUCCAAACGCAUGACAAUAGAGAACACUUAGCCAUGAUGGAAAGAAUUUUAGGAGCGAUUCCAUAUAGAAUGGCGAGAAAAACAAAAACAAAAUAUUUCUACCACGGAAAAUUGGAUUGGGAUGAAAAAUCAUCCGCGGGUCGUUACGUUCGUGAUCACUGCAAACCAUUACACCGUUAUGUAAUAUCUGAAUCCCCCGAACACUUGCAACUCUUUGAACUCAUUAGACGAAUGUUGGAUUAUGAUCCCACAACUAGAAUUACUUUAGGCGAAGCAUUAAAGAAUCCAUUUUUCCAAAAAUUGCCGCCAAACCAAUUACUGCACGUAAAAAGUAAUGAUCACAACAAAUCAUCUACAUCAGCCAGCUCGAGUCGUGAACGUUCACACAGUCUAUCGAGAUGAAGUUCAAAACGAUUUGAUUAUUAUUAAAACUAAUUGCAGCAUGCGGCACAAAAACUUCACUUUUUUGUCUCAAAAUGACAAAAAAAAAUAUCAAAACCCUUAUGAACCGACAAGAAAAUCGAAUCGAAAAUUCGUGAUAUUAAAAUAGUUGUAACAAAAAGUUAAAAAAAAAUCUCUCUCAGUCUCUUUUUCAAAAAAAAAAUUUUUUUUUU